Molecule: messenger RNA, 1205 nt
Organism: Solenopsis invicta (red fire ant)
Lineage: Eukaryota; Metazoa; Arthropoda; Insecta; Hymenoptera; Formicidae
Exons: 6
Coding region: 446-1066 (206 amino acids)
Biological process (GO): vesicle-mediated transport; protein secretion
Cellular component (GO): Golgi membrane
Source: RefSeq, a predicted model, not a curated record
AGGUUCCGUCCGUGCCUGUUUACUAACGAUGUCAAGGUAUUGACCUUGCUCGACAAUGCCCGUCGGUGAAACGCCGUGAACGCGACGCAUUUCGUGCGAACGCGUCGGCGACGGAACGGGACAGGAACGGAUCGCCGCCACCGCCACCGCCACCAUCACCACCACCACCACCUUCCGAAGAUCGAGCCCAGCAGACGACGCGGUGCAGAUUUGUCAACGUGCAAAUAUGGCGUCCGCAACGUCGUAGUGCCUAACCACCUAACCACGAGGUAUCCGAUUGAUCUUGUAAAGCGAAAUAUAAGUGUCGUUUCGUUACGAAGGGGACGGAGAGAAUAGUUCUAGUUGGCGAGAGAUAGUCGGAAGAUCGUCACUCCGACAUUCGCUUGCGCAUCUCCGUAUGUGUAGUAUGUGUACUGGCGUACAUUGAGGAAGGGUACCUUUACUGAUGGAUGACGACACGAUCGCCUUCGGGGAGGAGGAGGAGGUCGCCCAGAAUGCCAACAAGCUUAAACACCCGUACGUUACGCUGUUUCACUUGGCCUUCAGGAUAGCGGCUAUAAUAGUUUACUUGCUUUGUGGUUUAUUUUCCAAUAGUUUUAUAGCGAGCUUUGUAACAGUGGUACUACUUUUGUCGAUGGAUUUUUGGACUGUUAAAAAUAUUACGGGAAGAUUAAUGGUCGGCCUUAGAUGGUGGAAUUAUGUGGAUGACGAUGGCAAAAGUCAUUGGAUUUUUGAAUCUAAAAAGGGUGCACAACAGAACCGCAUUAAUGCAACAGAAGCGCGAAUCUUUUGGUUGGCCCUGAUCUUGUGCCCACUUUUUUGGUCGAUGCUGUUCAUUGCCGCAUUAUUUAGUUUUAAAUUCAAAUGGCUUUUGCUCGUUUGCAUUGCCAUAGUUUUAAAUGGCGCAAAUCUAUAUGGCUAUGUUAAAUGUAAAAUGGGAAAUAAUCAGAACAUUUCAACGGCCACAAGUGAUUUCUUCAGGAAACAAGUUUUACAAAAUGUUACUUCGAUAAUGACCAGGAGCCCACCAACGAAUAAUUCCAAUCAACCAACUAGUGUAAUAUAAAUUUAUAAAUUUUGAAACAUUAAUGUAUGUGUGCGUGUGUCAUUUAAAAUUUAUAUUCACAUGAUAAUUUAAUAUUUGCAAAUAUUUGUAUAUAAUGUUAGACGGUACCUUUUAAGUAUUAUAUAAUAAAUCGUUAUCA